Messenger RNA from Folsomia candida, 872 nucleotides. Its product is annotated as fucose mutarotase. Gene Ontology annotation, molecular function: fucose binding; racemase and epimerase activity, acting on carbohydrates and derivatives. Gene Ontology annotation, biological process: fucose metabolic process. NCBI's taxonomy places the organism in Eukaryota, Metazoa, Arthropoda, Collembola, Entomobryomorpha, Isotomidae. The transcript has 5 exons. The record is from RefSeq and is a predicted model, not a curated record. The coding region runs from base 244 to 723 and encodes 159 amino acids.
GUGCGAGGUGGAACGAGACCGGCCGGCGUAAUUCCGCGCUAAUCUUCUCUCGUUAACUUUCCGUUUCUACGUGGUGGUGGUGGUUUUUGCAUCGUGUGCAAAAAGUAUUGCAAAAAUAUUGAUUCGGUAAAUAUCGGGAGGGACACUUGCAGCUGUUAAUUAAUUAAAUUGUAGUAGUUUAUAAUAUUAUUUGUGUAGUAUUACUAGUAUUUUGUUUCGACAGUUUUUGUGCUUAUCGUUAAGAUGGGGUUUUUAAAAGGGGUUCCUCCCUGCAUUUCGCCUGAUCUUUUAGUCGCCCUGGCUAAGAUGGGUCAUGGGGACGAGAUUGUCUUGGCCGACGCCCAUUUUCCAGCCCAUUCCAUCGGGAAAAGUUCGGGGGCCACGGUCCUUCGCGCGGAUGGGAUUCCCGUCCCAAUUCUGCUCUCGUCCAUCAUGCGCCUUAUCAAUUUGGACACUUAUGUGACCCACCCGGCAACCGUGAUGGCCGUGGCAGAGCAGGACAAAGGGUUAAAAGUUCCCAUAUGGGACACUUACUCGAAAAUUUUGAAACAGCGGCACAACGGAGACGUAGGCAUCGCCUAUUUGGAACGGUUCGAGUUUUACGAGCGGGCCAAACGAGCAGUCGUCAUUGUUCAGACGGGAGAAACUGCAAAAUACGGCAAUAUAAUUCUCACCAAUGGACUCGUCACUCCGCAGCCAGAGAUUCCGUUUUGGGAGAGUUGAACAACAACGGAAUGAAUAGAUACACACUUUCCACAUAAAAUAAAAUGCUGCUCUGCUGCAAAUUACAAAAGUCACCCUUUACAAGACAAUAUUGUAAAAGAGUUUAGAAAAAAAAAUAAAUGGAAAGAAUUUCCCAAACUGCAAACUUA